CUCGCCCGCUUCCGCUGUUCGGGGCGGAAGCGGCCGCGGGAGCUCGGAGGGGCGGCGGCGGAGCCAUGGGGCCCGGCUAGGUGGCCGGCCGAGGCGAUGUCGGGCUACGGACGCCGCCAGGGCGCUCCCCCGCUGUCCCGGGCGCGGAGCCUCGUGGUGACGGACGCUCCUGCGUUCUGUGAGCGCCGGUCUUGCCUGCCCCAGCUAGACUGUGGGCGGCCCCCUUUCCUCGGCUUUCGGCCGACGUUUAUGUGCUAUGUGCCCAGCCCGGUGCUGGCUUCCGUGGGAGACACAGAUUUUGGCUAUGAAAAAGGGAAAUGUACUAAGCAAGGUCCAUCAGGAGCUCACGAGACACGAUUUGGAGAUGAUAAACCUGAAGACCUUGAAGAAGCAAAUCCGUUCUCCUUUAAAGAGUUUCUGAAAACCAAGAACCUCAGCUUGUCGAAAGAUAACACAAACAACAGUAGAAUUUACCCAAAGGAAACCUCGAGGCGCUCCCUGGGACUGGACUCUGGCUCCCCAACUGCCCAGGCUGUGGGCUUCAGCCUGGACUAUCAGCAGCCAUUUUUCGAAGACCUGACAGGGGCAGGAGAUCUCCUGGAAGAGGAUGAUGACGAAGAAGAUGGGUGGAACGGGGCCUAUCUGCCGUCUGCCGUGGAGCAGACUCGCUCAUCUCGGGCCACGGCCAGCACGUCCCCCUGCGGCACCUACCUUUCCUUCUUCUCCACCCCGUCGGAGCUGGCAGGGCCCGAGUCCCUGCCCCCGUGGGCGAUGAGUGACACAGACUCACGCAUCUCCCCGGCAUCCCCACCUGGGAGUCCAGACACCAACUUCCCGGCUCACGGAGAGUGCCUGGGAGACAGGCAGCUGCGGACGCUACAGAUAAGCUACGAGGCGCUGAAAGACGAAAACUCUAAGCUAAGAAGAAAGCUCAAUGAGGUUCAGAGCUUCUCUGAAACUCAGACAGAAAUGGUGAGGACGCUGGAGCGGAAGCUGGAGGCGAAGAUGAUCAAGGAGGAGAGCGACUACCAUGACCUGGAGUCGGUGGUGCAGCAGGUGGAGCAGAACCUGGAGUUGAUGACUAAACGGGCCGUGAAGGCAGAGAAUCACGUCAUGAAACUCAAGCAGGAAGUGAACCUGCUCCAGGCACAGGUCUCCAACUUCAAGCGAGAGAACGAAGCCCUGCGGUCAGGCCAGGGUGCUAGCCUCACGGUGGUGAAGCAGAACACCGACGUGGCCCUGCAGAACCUCCGCGUGGUCAUGAACAGUGCACAUGCAUCCAUAAAGCAGCUGGUUUCGGGAGCCGAGACGUUGAAUCUCGUUGCUGAAAUCCUUAAAUCCAUAGACAGAAUCUCUGAGAUUAGAGAAGACGAGGAGAACUCUUGAGGCCACCAGGUGCUUUCAGCUCCUGGCUCCCUGCACCCGGAUCACCGCCGCCAUCUGAGUGCGCAGCUGCGCCCCAUUACGCGUCCUCCACUGAGUAAAGCAUCAUCAUGAGACCCGGACCCCACCACCCACGCAGUGUUACUGGCCAUCGUUCUAGGAGCGGCACCUGUGUGCUGCACCCACGGUUUAUAAAUGGUCCUUCUUGGUGAAAUUCUGCUUUACAGAUUCAGUGAUCUAUCGGGAGGAAUUUUUACGAAAUGUAGUGGUUUUUGAAGGAAAUUCUAAGUAGCCUCUCUGCAGUAAGUAUUUUUAUCACCAUCCCAGCACUAACUGCAGGACACUGCAUGGCCAGGACAGGAACUUGUGCCUUUUUGCUGCCACUUGGUUUGCAGCUGGCUGGCAGCUCACACCAAAGCCUUCAGGGCAGCUCAGUACUCGGACUGAGUGUGAAGCCCCACCUGGGGGACACAGCUCCCCUCUCGUUCUGGGGGCAGAGGCCACACAUUCCAUGGUAGGGAGUCUCUGAGCUCUCAGUUUGGUCCAUGUUCCCGGUGACGUUUUGUGCAGUGCCGCGUAGGGCUUGGGACAUGGUGUGCAGAGCCUCCUGGGGUGGCAGGGCCUUGGGUUGCCCUUGUCUUUCCUGCCUGGGGAGGACACAGCCAGGACCCUGUGCUUUGUUGGCUGUCUUCCCAUAUGUGGUUUGUUUUAGUAAGUUUAAUCCUCUAACACUGUUGUUUAAAUAAACCAAAGCCCAUGUGCUGUGUCUGCAUUGUGACUUGGCUUGUUCCUCAUGCCAAGACCCAUGCAGCUGUCCUCUUAA
Cavia porcellus (domestic guinea pig) is the source of this 2206-nucleotide messenger RNA. RefSeq names its product endosome associated trafficking regulator 1 (gene Entr1). Lineage: Eukaryota; Metazoa; Chordata; Mammalia; Rodentia; Caviidae. Gene Ontology annotation, cellular component: midbody; ciliary basal body; recycling endosome. The record is from RefSeq and is a predicted model, not a curated record. Gene Ontology annotation, biological process: regulation of cytokinesis; positive regulation of cilium assembly; positive regulation of protein localization to cilium. Bases 97 to 1386 code for a protein of 429 amino acids. The transcript is spliced from 10 exons.